AAAUUCUCUAAAAUUUUCCCUCAAUCUGAGAAAAAGAAUAAAAAAGUAUUUAAUUUUUUCUUUUAUUUAUCUCUUUGCUUUGCUCUCAUUUCCGCCAUCUCGGAUCUGUAAAACUCCAACGACUGUUAGAGAGAGCAACGGAGGGACAUUAAAUCGAAGGGUUUUUUGUUUCUUUGUGGCCUAAACCGAGUUCGAAUUUUUGUCGCUGUUAUAUUAGAAAUAAACGUCGACGAUGAAGAGCACUGAAAGACUCGCCAAUUUGGCUUUAGCGGGGUUGACGUUUACACCACUUUUUGUGAAGGUAGACCCCAACUUGAAUGUUAUUUUGACUGCAUGCCUCACAGUAUAUGCAGGCUGCUAUCGUUCUGUCAAGCCAACUCCACCAUCGGAGACAAUGUCUAAUGAGCAUGCAAUGCGUUUUCCGUUUGUUGGGAGUGCAAUGUUGUUAUCGCUUUUCUUGCUUUUCAAGUUCUUAUCAAAAGACUUGGUUAAUGCAGUAUUGACAUGCUAUUUCUUUGUGCUUGGAAUCGUUGCUCUUUCGGCAACAAUAUUGCCUGCCAUAAGACGCUUCUUGCCAAAGCAUUGGAAUGAGGACCAUAUCAUUUGGCAUUUUCCAUACUUCCGAUCUUUUGAGAUUGAGUUCACAAGAUCUCAGGUCGUAGCUGCAAUCCCUGGAACCUUUUUCUGUGCAUGGUACGCUUCGCAGAAGCAUUGGCUGGCUAAUAACAUUCUGGGUCUUGCUUUCUGCAUUCAGGUUUGUUGUUGGUUUUUGCAGGGAAUUGAAAUGCUUUCUCUUGGAUCUUUUAGGACUGGUGCCAUUCUCUUGGGUGGGCUUUUUGUAUAUGAUAUUUUCUGGGUUUUUUUCACUCCUGUAAUGGUUAGUGUUGCGAAGUCUUUUGAUGCUCCUAUAAAGCUUUUGUUCCCAACAGCAGACUCUGCACGACCAUUUUCCAUGCUUGGACUUGGUGACAUUGUAAUUCCUGGUAUUUUUGUAGCACUAGCAUUAAGAUUUGAUGUAUCUAGGGGGAAAGAGAGCCAGUAUUUUAAGAGUGCAUUUUUGGGAUACAUAGUGGGAUUGGUCCUUACAAUUGUUGUCAUGAACUGGUUUCAAGCUGCGCAGCCCGCACUUUUGUAUAUUGUACCAGCUGUUAUUGGAUUCUUGGCUGCUCACUGUAUAUGGAAUGGAGAAGUCAAACCGUUAUUGGAGUUUGAUGAGUCAAAGACUGCAGUUACGUCUCAACAAGGUAGCGAUGACAAAUCUAGCAAGAAGGUCGAAUGAGUUAUAGAAGCCAACCAGACACCGAAACUAUUUUAGCUUGAAAAAGGAAAUAGUGUUUACUUUAAGGUCAAUCUUGGCUAACUUGUUCUACUGCAAAACCAUUGUAACAGAUUUUGGAAUUAAGCAAGAAAGAAAUAUUUAGCCUCUUAAGCAAGAUUACUUUCAUUUUUACUCAAUUCCAAUUUUCAUAGAUGUUCACAUUGUAUUUAGAUCCAUAAACACUUUCUUUUUGGAAAAUUAUUUAUUU
Molecule: messenger RNA, 1526 nt
Organism: Durio zibethinus
Lineage: Eukaryota; Viridiplantae; Streptophyta; Magnoliopsida; Malvales; Malvaceae
Product: signal peptide peptidase-like
Biological process (GO): membrane protein proteolysis
Cellular component (GO): lumenal side of endoplasmic reticulum membrane; cytoplasmic side of endoplasmic reticulum membrane; membrane
Molecular function (GO): aspartic endopeptidase activity, intramembrane cleaving
Source: RefSeq, a predicted model, not a curated record